Daktulosphaira vitifoliae (grape phylloxera) is the source of this 891-nucleotide messenger RNA. RefSeq names its product toll-like receptor 3. The record is from RefSeq and is a predicted model, not a curated record. Gene Ontology annotation, cellular component: nucleus. Lineage: Eukaryota; Metazoa; Arthropoda; Insecta; Hemiptera; Phylloxeridae. The coding region runs from base 1 to 891 and encodes 296 amino acids. The transcript is spliced from 4 exons. Gene Ontology annotation, molecular function: protein binding.
AUGUUAAAUGGAAUUAUUUACAAAACAACUCAAAUAGAAGAAUUCACAACAGAAAAUAUUUUUGUUAACCACAAUCCUGCUUAUUUGACCAUUUUGGAUGUUACUAAUUAUGGAUAUGUUCAUGUAGAUGGUCAAAGUUUUGAAGAAUUCGAUAAUAUUGUAAAAGUUGUAGCUAAUCAUAAUCAACUAAAUCUUAAAACUAUGCAAACAUUCAAGUCAUUAGAAUCUUUAAGUUUGCGCAAUAAUGAACUAAAAUCAGUUGAGCCUAUUUCUGAUUUAUUGAUUCAUUUGGAUGUUUCGAAUAAUUUUUUAAAACCUGAAGACCUAACUAUACUUUCCAAAUCUAAAUUACAAUCUUUGGAAGUCAGAUCAAAUAGAUUAUGCACCAUUCCUGAAAAUAUAAAGGAAGAUUCUUCAUUUUUAUCACUUUGUCAACUUGAUUUAAGUGAUAAUAACAUAAUUAAUUCUAGGUCAAUAUACCUUCUGUCAACUUUACAUAACUUAAAACAAUUGUUGUUAAGUAACAACGGUAUAAAAUUAAUUCCAUACAUAGUCACAAAAGAUCCUCAAGAAAGUUUUUCUGACUCUUCAGACAAUAUUAAAGAUUUUAAAGACAGCAAAAUAUGUAGAGAAGAAGAUUUUUAUAUAAAUAAUAACCAAGAAAAUUUACAUGAUGUUAUUUACUACGCGUUGCAUAUACCAUUUGUGAGCUUAGUCAAUUUAGAUUUAUCUGGUAACCUGAUCAAUAAUAGUCUGUCAUUAUUGUCUUUAUUGUGUUGGCCGGCUAUAAAGAAAAUAGAACUAAUAGCCAAUCCAGUCACUUCAAAGAAAAAUGUGAAGUUUGAAUUGUUAAAAGAUAUAUUUAGAUCGUACAACAUAGAUGUGGACUAG